UCUCCCAGUCAACGUGGCUCACGCUGCACUACCUUUAUCAAAGCUACGGGUCAAUACAUUUGUGUUCUGGCUCGCCUGCUGUUUGGAUUGCCAGCAGCUUGCUGCUUGUCCCGGUAUUGUCCGCUCAGUGUUUUACGAGGUCUUACCUGGUUGAAGUGAACAGAUUCACCAACAAUCACAUGCUGAUGAUGUGCUGACGGAAAGAUUAACAACCAGGCUUUAUUCAAGUGGAUCAGUAACAGGGAAAUAGUCUGGAACUGUGCUUGUCCCUUCUUGUGAUCCGAUGUAUUGAAUGUGUUAUGACCGGCACACCUGUGCCCAUUGUGAAGGAUUUAUUUGCUGGAUUGAAUUAAUGGAUUUCAGAUCUUGUUCAUCAUUGUGUCAAAGUUUGUUUCUCUGUUCAGAGUCAACUUCCCAGGAAAUGAUUGAUUAAUAGUGUCAAUAUUAUUGAUCAUUACAAUUCAUCUGACACACUGGCAUAUGUGAACACCAUCUCAUCUCCAAAUUAUGUGUCUACUGAUGAUGUUUCCAUCUUGCUGCUGAAGACUAUACAGAGUCAUUUCUCAACUAUUGUCAAACCAUGGUGUCGUGAACGUUGUAUCAUUUGACCCUGCCCUAUAUGUUAUUUAUGUACAGAAAUCCAAAGUUAAUCAGCUCUAUUAACACAGUCUGAUCAUGUAUUCAUAGCAUUGGUUAUCCCUGCAAGAAAGUGUACAUACAUAUAUAUCUGAGUAGUGCUUUCUACAACUGUAUUACAGAAACUGUUAUUGGGUACAGCAAUCUGUAUAUACAGACUGACUGAAGACAGUAAGUUAGUAUUAUCCUGCCAAUGGGGGACUCUGCCCUGAAUGAGGCUGAUGUUGAGAGUAGUGGGGAUGGGGAGGAGGACUAUCGACCAGUGAUCAGCUCUGACACUAACUACCACAAAUUCCUGCAGCUUUUCCACUCAGACUCGAUCUAUGAGGAGGACUUUGAUGCAGAGCUACGUUCUAAUGGUAGAGAUGAUGAUAGUCUGUCCUCACCCACUUAUGAGGCUGCUGCCCAGUCUGAUGCCACCACGCCUGUGUACCAGGACCCUCUGGAGAGGGAGAGGCAGAUGCUCGAAUGGAGGGAGGAGUUGCUCAAGGUUGAGGGUGAGAUCGCCACACUGAAGCAGGUGCUAGGAACCAAGGUCCGUCAUGCCUCAGAACUGAAGAGGAAGAUGGGCAUCACACCUUUCCAGGAAUUCAAGACAGAUGUGAGCUCUGGCAUUCAGCAGAUAAGAUCUUCAGAUUCGUAUCAGAAAACAAAUGAAAAGCUUCAUCAAAUAAAUGACAAGAUAGUACAGUCUUCAGCCUAUCAGAAGACUGCAGCUGUAACCAAGACAGUUGGAGAGAAGACAUCAGCUGCUUUCUCAAACAUUGGCUCAUCAAUGUCAAGGAAAAUUGGGGAUCUCAGGAAUUCUUCAACAUUCAAGUCCCUGGAAGAGAGUGUUGGAAGUACCUACGCCAGUGUCAGGACAUCCCGCUCAAUAGAAAAUUUAAAGGAUCGCUUGGCCCGUGUAUCUGGCAGUCGCUCCAGCACCAGCAUUGAUGAGCAGCUGAGUGAGUCAGCUGGGGAUGAUGAUCCAGUCCAGUCCCCCACCACUCCUGGGAGCCUCCCUGAGGAGAAGGUGCCCCUCUGAGCUAUGCUGUGCCAUACAUCCUCUACACUUGGCAUCUUCCAGAUUCUCGCUAGAAUAACCCACUUUACAAAGCAAACACAUUAUGUGUAUGAUUGAUUUACUAUGAGACAAUAUAUAGCUCAAUUAUUUCAAACUGAGGAGAAGUCGUAAUUAGGCCAUUUUCUUUUGCUGAAAGUACAUUCAUUUUCCCUAACUAAAGAUUUUUUGUUUGUUUUAAUGCUGUUAAAUUAAAUGUGUGCCUCUUUAAAAUCUUGCUUGUUAGUAGGUUUGUUUUAAUGUACUAGAACCUAAUUCAAGACCUUUGGGAAGAAUGUGAAACAAGUGCUGAUAAUCAACACAUUUUCAAAAUUACAAACACAAAUACAAUGUAAUCCCCUUUUCCCCCACCCCUCUCCCUCGCCCUCACACCUCGCCCUCACCCCUCGCCAUCCCACCCCCACCCCCUUCUGUUUGCGGCCCAGAAAUCUGUAAAAGAAGAGGCAUAGGCAUUAAACUUAUGAGAUAAUUGUAUAUUUCCACAAGUAUUUUAUGCACUUAUUGCUAUUGAUUUCAUAUAGAAAUGUAGGAUUUGCAAUUAGUAGUAGAUGCUGUCACAUUGUAUGUGUCCAACUGAAAUGUCAGUAUUAAAUGUGUUUCUGCAGGAUUUCCAUUGGUAUGGUAUUCGUGUUGAAGAGGUUCUAAAAGCAAUAUUAUAAACAUAAUGAAAAUACAGUGUACAUACUGUGUUUCAACAUUUGCUUCACAUAUUUAACCCUAAAAAGAAACACUUUUGACUUUGGCUUAUUUCCACACUGAGCUUAUGUGAAAUUUCUUUUCUUACUGUUUCUUCGAAGUUGCUAAUGUCCUUUAAAUUUUCUUAUAUUGUCUGACCUCACUAGGGUCAGGUGCUAGUAUGUAACCAUGGCAAGAUGCUAAAUGUCUCAGUUCAAAGGUUGAUACCACCUCACAGAUUUGCUGAAAACGCAGAUGUGUUGGAAUUGGAGAUGAGAUGUAUGUGGUGGUUCCUGUGCCACACUGAUGACUGGUCCUCUUCUGUAAAUAUGCUUUGAACUGUAUGAAAUUAUACUGCCAGCCAUAACAAGCAUUUUAUCUUUCUCAUUUCUACAUUCAUUGUUGACAAAGCACAGUGCUUCUUGAUGGGCUAAGUGUGUUUAUUGGUGUAGAUGGGCAGAUAUUUCUGAUUCAAGAGUAUGCAUGCAUUACCCAUAAAUUGUAACUCUUGUUCAUGUGAGGUGAACUGCACACGGCCUUGUGUGACAUUGUUAUCAAACCCAUUUCUAUGUGUUUUUGUCACAAGUAUAGUAAAUCAAACAUAUUUAUUUUGAAUUACCAUGAUAAUUUAUGUUAUUUACACUAUUUCCUUUAGAUGAUUCCAUGAUGUUAAUGGAUGUAUGUUAAAUGUCCUCACUGGAUGCAACUGAGAUAUCCUCUGCCACAUGUAUAUGGUGCAAAAUGUAUAUUGGAAUUCUGUCAUGUGAUAUAUAGAUGUUGUAGAUAUGUAACUGGGAAUAUGGUUCAUGUUGCAUGACUUCCAAAUGUCAUUCAUGAUGCUUCACCAAAGUGCGAAAUGUUGCUACUAAUCACUGGAAAGUAUGACAGUGAAAUGCUACAUCUGACUGGGAGAGGGAAGACAGUAAGUACUUGUAUAAUACUACAAAACUGAUGAUAAUAACAGUUCAAGACAGUGUUCUUUGUGCCCUAUAUCUGCAUGAGUGUUAAAGCAUUUGAUAUUACUUUAGUCAUGUUGAGUACCUGUGAACCAAGAGACUGUUUAUACAUACCUAUGAUGUGUCCAAGCUGUUGAUCUCAGCUCCUGUAGCCAUUUAUGAGCUGGCAGCUGAAGCCAUGUCAUCUAGGGAACCAGAAAGACUUGUGUACCCAAAUAACAUAAUGUACGAAUAACAUGGGAAUCAGACUAUGUUGGCAGAAACAGCCUCAUGUGUGGCUUAUUCCCUCAUCACCUGCUUUAGGGGGCCUCAUGGUUCACAGGUACUGCCUCAAGUAAGACAUUCCAGGUGUGAGAACUAAGUCUCACCAAAAGAGGACAACUUUGUCUUGUGGCCUAUGUGGAAUAAAAUGUUGCAAUAUG
Haliotis rufescens (red abalone) is the source of this 3752-nucleotide messenger RNA. RefSeq names its product tumor protein D54-like. The coding region runs from base 830 to 1663 and encodes 277 amino acids. Gene Ontology annotation, cellular component: cytoplasm. NCBI's taxonomy places the organism in Eukaryota, Metazoa, Mollusca, Gastropoda, Lepetellida, Haliotidae. The record is from RefSeq and is a predicted model, not a curated record. The transcript has 8 exons.